AUGUGCUGUAAAGUAAAGCAGCUCCAUGUUUGGGGAGGUGGUGGUGGUGAUGGUGGUGAUAGUAGUGGUGGUGGUGAUGGUGGUGGUGGUUGUGGUAGUGGUGGUGAUGGUGGUGGUGGAGGUAGAGGUGGAGGUGGAGGUGGUGGAGGAGGUGGUUGUUGUGGUGGCGAUGGUUGUGGAGGUAAUGAAUGUGGUAGUGCAAAUGGUGGAGUUGGAUGUGGAAGUGGAUGUGAAGACCUGUAUUUAAAUAAAUAUAUAUAUAUAUUGCUGCCUAUUUAG
Molecule: messenger RNA, 279 nt
Organism: Prunus armeniaca (apricot)
Lineage: Eukaryota; Viridiplantae; Streptophyta; Magnoliopsida; Rosales; Rosaceae
Source: the annotation of a GenBank genome assembly